Caenorhabditis angaria is the source of this 3282-nucleotide messenger RNA. The record is from the annotation of a GenBank genome assembly. NCBI's taxonomy places the organism in Eukaryota, Metazoa, Nematoda, Chromadorea, Rhabditida, Rhabditidae.
AUGGUGGUCACAACUAGAGGCCGAAAAUCUCGCGUCCAAAAAUACUUGAAAACAUUGUGCUUUGCGUCCCGAUUCAUUGGAAAAGCUGAAAAAACACGCUUCAAAAAUAUGAAAAAUGUAGGUUUUUGGGAAUUUUUUUCAGCAUCUGUAAAUUUUUAUGUAAUUUUUUUGCAGUUCAAAAAACUUCCGAUCGAUAUUCGAAAGAUUAUUGUUGACAAAAUGACAGUGAAUGAGAGGUAGGGAUUUUCAGAAACCCCAGGGGAUUUUCUGAAUUUUCCAGAAGCCUUCAAAAAAUAUUUUUCCAGAUGCCGAUUCGCAAAAUGCUCCAAACCCUGCAACAAACUCGCCCAACUCUCCAAAAACUUCAUGUACGGCUUGAAAUUCAUCUCCCAAGCCCCAUUCAAAUUCACAAUUCAAGUAAAUCACAACAAACCAAAAAUUCCAAGCGAUUUCGACAAAAUUAUUGAAAUUGAGAGAAAAAAUGGGAAAAAACUGAUUACUUUGUGAGUUUUUAUACUUAUUUUAUUAAUUUUUUUUCAAAAAAUUUCAGCCGAGCAAUGUGGAAAAAACCGUAUAGCAGAGAAUUGCCUGGACCCUUGUAUACAAUUUUCGAAGACGCUUGUAAAUUCUUUGAAAAUCUUGUCAAUGAAAAUCGACAUUCUCUGAAAACUUUGGAACUUACGGGAACUUCUUUGAAAAAUGCCACUUUCAAUUUUCAAAAGACACCACUUUUGAGAGAAUUGUAUAUGGAUCGACUUUUGCCGGAUGUUGUGAAAUCAAGUUGCAACACUCAAUUGAAAUUAUUUCAAUGCAAAGGGAGGUAUACAGAUGAGCCGGAGCAAUGUUUUGGAAAGGUGAGAGUCAAGAAGCCGCUCCUUGAGAGCUGUCAUGUCAAGGAGAGACGCCUUGAGAGCUUCUAGGUCAAGAAAAGACGCCUUGAGAGCCUCUUUGUCAAGGAGAGGGGCCUUGAGAGCUUUUCUGUCAAGAAGAGAGGCCUUGAGAGCCUCUCUGUCAAGGAGAGGCGCCUUUAGGGCUUCUCUGUCAAGGAGAGGCGCCUUGAGAGCUUCUCGGUCAAGGAGAGGUUUCUUGAGAGUCUCUCUGUUAAGGACAGAAGCCUUGAGAACCUUCAUGUCAAGGACAGAAGCUUUGAGAGCCUGUCUGUCAAGGAUCCUCUCCUUGAGAACCUCUCUGUCAAGGAGAGGGGUUUUGAGAGCCUCUCUGUCACGGAGAAGCGCCUUGAGAGCAUUCCUGUCAAGGACAGAGGCUACUUUAGAGCUUCAAUGUCAAAGAGAAGCGCUUUGAGAGCCUUCAUGUCAAGGAGAGGCGCCUUGAGAGCCUCUCUCUCAAGGAGAGGCGCCUUGAGAGCUUCUCUGCCAAGUAGAGGAGCCUUGUGAUCCUGAAUGUCAAGGAGAGGCGUCUUGUGAUCCUGAAUGUCAAGGAGAGGGACCUUGAGAGCUUCUCUCUCAAAGACAGAAGCCUAAAGAGCUUCUCUGUCAAGGAGACGCUCCUCAAGAUCCUCUUUGUCAAGGACAGAAGCCUUGAGAUUUUCUCUGUCAAGGAGAGACGCCUUGAGAGCUUCUAUGUCAAGGGCCGAAGCCUUGAGGGCUUCUCUGUCAAGGACAGAAGCCUUGAGAGCCUUUCUGUCAAGGAGAGACGCCUUAAGAGCUUCUCUGUCAAGGACAGAAGCCUUGAGAGCCUCUCUGUCAAGGAAACACGCCUUGAGAGCCUCUCUGUCAAGGAGAGACGCCUUGAGAGCUUCUAUGUCAAGGAGAGGCGCCUUGAGAGCCUCUAUGCCAAGGAGAGGUGCCUUGAGAGCCUCUCCUUUACAUCACAAGGCGCGGAUCCUUGACCAAAGUCACUACAAGGCUCGGAUCCUUCACAGGAAGGCUCACAAGGCUCGGCUCCUUAACAAAAAUUCUUUCCAGCUCGCCGAACUCGACACAGUUCUCAACACACCUUCCGUCUGUUUCACACUUGAACAAGCCAAAAGAUUGGAGGCGAACCGAGGUGUAAUGUCGAUCAAAAAUUGGACCGCUCAAGAUUUGUUCGAUUUCAUUCGAUUCUGGCAAAAUGGACAUGAUCAAGAAGUUCGAGCGUUUCAUUUUUAUUCGAGAACAAAUGUGGAUGUGUUUGAUCAGGAAUUGUUGAAGUUGUUGAAUGUUGAGUUUGAUGAUCCGUUUGAGUGAGUUUGGAGGUUUUUGGAGGCUUCAGAAGGCUUCGGAAGGCUUUUGGAAGCUUCAGAAGGCUUCAGAUGACUUCUGAAGGCUUCAGAAAACUUCCGAAAACUUCUGGAAGCUUUAAAAGGCUUCAGAAGACUUCGGAAGGUUUCAGGAGACUUCAGAAGGCUUCAGAAGCCUUUGGGGGGUUUCAGAAGACUUCUGGAAGCUUUAGAAGGCUUCAGAAGGCUUCAGAAGGCUUCUAGGAACCCUAAAAACCUUCAAGAUUCUAAAAAAUCUCUAAAAUCCCCCAAUUUUCAGCGAGUUGAUCCGAGUCUACGACAAAAGUGCCGAAGGAAAAUCGGCAAAACUGGUCUUCAUGGAAAAUGCCAUCUUCUUUGGCUAUCCCUUCGAAGCAUAUCAUCGUGAUCUCAAAGUUGUUCCAAAAGAUUCUCCAUUUGAAGCGGAUGCUGUCAGUAUUAUCUGAAUUUUCAGACAAAUUUCAGCAUGUUUUUUUUUUCAGUUUUAAUUUAUUAAGAAAUCUCUGUUCCGAAUAGUUUUAAUUUAUUAAGAAAUAAUUAUUUCUCAUAUUUUUUAUCGAUUUUUUCCAGCAAUAUUUUUUGUACUGAUUUAUUUUUUGUGGGACUGUUUUUCAAUAAAUUAAUUUAUGGGGAGCACUAGAGAUUCUGCAGGUUUUCUCUACCGUAUUCCUAUUCAGCAUGUCCCUUUAAACCACAUUUUUCUCUGUUUUUCUGCUCCGAUCCCCCUGGUAACCGCAGAAUCAAUAUCAUCAAGACACAUCUGCUCUUAUCAAAGAAAAGAGCACCGCAAGCUCCGCCCACAAUGCUCUAACUAACAAUUUUUCCUCAUUUAUUUAUUGUCAUGACUAAAUCUACAUUUUAGUACUUUUUUUUGAAAAUAUUUUUAAUAAGGUAAAUUUGUUUUUUUUCAAUUUUCUUAAACAAUUUUUUUAUUUAUUUUUUCAGGAUUGAAAUCUUCAUCGCAAGUUUUGGAAUGGGUUAGCCCUUGAGUAAGAUUUUAAUUCAUCAAUCGAUAUUUUAAUUAAAUUAUUGAUUUUUUCAGCCAUAUUUGUCGUCAGAACUGGUCCAUUUACUUUGAUAAAUAA